GCGGCUAAUGUCCUUACAAAAAGGAGGAGAAACAAAGGUCUCGAAUGUCGACGAAAGUUGUUCAAAUACCUUUGGGCCGGCCGGAAACGUGUCAAUCGAUAGAGGUUGGUGCCACGAUUGAUGGCCAUGUGGGAAGCUGAGGUCCAAGCGAGCAAGAGCGGGGUACAGACUUGUUCGCGAGGGACAAUGUCAAAACCGCAGAAGCAGAGCCUCAUGGUGGGCUGGGAUUGGUGAAACCGGUGAACGACGUCGACGGCCGUCACUGGCCGAGGUGGUGAAAAGGGUCAUGCGGUAUCGCAAAGACUCGUUGGCUGUCAUCGACUGAUAUGAAAGAGGUGGUCCCCCCCAACUGUCCCGGAAGCAGGUCGAUAGCAGCUGAACCCAGGCCGGGCGAUGUGGCUUGCAUAUUCGCAUCUGCAGGGAUUUCCGGGCCGUUUCCAAGAACGAGAACAAGACCAUGUUCAUUGUUCUUUGUGUCUGUCAGAGAAAAAAAAGCACGUUCGAUACAAGAGGCAAGUGUAAUCAGUACUAGCGAGUCUGAUCGAGGACUGAGGGAGGCUACGAUUGACAUGAAGAGUGUGAAUCUAUCGAGAAGAAAAGGCAACAUCGCGUCUCGAUCAUGCCAAAGACAACCAAGAAAACCAAUUUUGUCCACGACCGACUCUGACAGCUGGCAAACGUUGCAGCUGGUGACGUGUAUACGAACUGUCCAGUCGAAUGAGUACCUUGGUCGACGUUCUGCAUGACCCUGAAUAAUCAAGUCAGUGCAAUCGAGAUCUCUCUUCUUGAUGUCCUUGCUUCUGGUGCAAAAUUACCUAGAAUUGGGAGGGGUAUAAUUGUGAAGGUUCAUAAAGAUCGUGUCUAUUUACUCCGUAAUUCAUUCAUAGGCAGCCAGCGCAUCACCAACCAUCCCAAAAG
Molecule: messenger RNA, 918 nt
Organism: Exophiala oligosperma
Lineage: Eukaryota; Fungi; Ascomycota; Eurotiomycetes; Chaetothyriales; Herpotrichiellaceae
Exons: 2
Coding region: 327-746 (139 amino acids)
Source: RefSeq, a predicted model, not a curated record